Ctenocephalides felis (cat flea) is the source of this 1514-nucleotide messenger RNA. Its product is annotated as leucine-rich repeat flightless-interacting protein 2-like. The record is from RefSeq and is a predicted model, not a curated record. Lineage: Eukaryota; Metazoa; Arthropoda; Insecta; Siphonaptera; Pulicidae. The coding region runs from base 229 to 1404 and encodes 391 amino acids. Gene Ontology annotation, biological process: regulation of DNA-templated transcription. The transcript has 9 exons.
UAUCAAUCAGCAUAAUUCUGGUCUUCUGUGAAUAUAUUGGGCAAUUUUUUGACACGAAUCCUAUGCUAGUAAUUGACAACUAUUGAUUGUGAUUAAAGUGUCAUAGAUUCUAAUAAUAAACUCAAAUGAAAUUAAUAUUUAGCUUAUAAUGAAAACAAUGUUGUGGUGUGAAUUUGGAUAGAAUAAAAUCUGAUUAGGAUUUAGUCCAACAUCUUAAAACUUGAAAAAAUGGAUUUGAGUGGUGUAGGAGGAGGUAGAAGGCGUACUGUGCCAAGAUGUUCUGCAGAAGAUCAAGCUUUAGAUCAAAUUGCUAAAGAGGCCGAAGCCAGGCUAGCGGCACGGAGGCAGGCGCGCGUCGAAGCAAGGGAGAUCCGAAUGAGGGAGUUGGAAAGGGCCCAAAGGGACCAAGAUGAAACUGCUGAUCGAGCCUAUGAUAUGCAGUCAGCUAGCGAUCCUAUUUUACGAAGCACUAGAUCAAUAAACUCUUCAAUUAAUAAAUCACAUGGCAACUCAUUAUCAUCAAGAAGGAGUUCAGAAGAUAGUUUAGAAGAUGGUCAAAGAGAUGCUUGGCAAGAAUUGCGAAGUGUUGAAGAUAGAUUUCGAAAAGCAAUGAUUGCCAAUGCACAGCUUGAUAAUGAUAAAGCUGCAGCAAGUUAUCAAUUGCAACUUCAUAAGGAUAGGCUUGAAGACUUGGAGGAAGCCCAUUCACAACUACAGCGUGAGCACAAAGAAAAAUGUCGAGAAUGCGAACAAUUGCGAAGAUCUGUAACACAGCUAAAGGAAGAGCUUUCCUUGACCAGAGGCCAGUUGGAAGAACGUGAUGAACUUAUAGCAGAGCAAGGGUUGGUCAUUGUGGGUGGUGAAUGUGAUGAUGAAAACAAGGAAAUCACCAAAAGAACUUUAGUCACCAAAGAAGGCGCCGCACUGCUGGCUGGAGCUGGCGAAGGAUCUCUUGACUUCCGAUUACGGAAUUUUGCUGAAGAAAGAAAGAGCAUGCAACAAGAAAUCCAAAACCUGCAACAAGAACUGCAUAAUGCUAGAUCUUCCGGAAAACGCGGUAUUUCCAAUGGACCGUUGGGCGAAUUUGAUGAUAUUGAAAGUGUUCAAAGAGAAGCAAAUAAACAAUUGUCUGAGAUGAGAUUCAAGCUGCAAAAAUCGGAGCAGGAGACUAGUUCUUUACAAGCUGUUGUUGCUAGAUUAGAAUCUCAGGUUGUUAGAUAUAAAAGUGCUGCGGAGGCAUCUGAAAAAUCAGAAGAAGCACUUAAAACGGAUCGAAGGAAACUACAAAGAGAGCAUCGUGAAGCACAAGCAAGAGUUGAAGAACUUGAAACGGCAAAUAAUCACUUAAUAAAAAGACUAGAUAAGUUAAAAAAUGCAAAGAGUGCUCUAUUGAAAGACCUCUGAUUAUAUGUGCUGUGUAAAGCGAGAUUUAUAACAAAUAUUACGGACUUCAAUGUAUUAUGUAAAAGAGUAUAUAUUAUUGUAUUAAGAGGAUUAACUCAUGUAUUUAUGAA